Molecule: messenger RNA, 2202 nt
Organism: Argentina anserina (silverweed cinquefoil)
Lineage: Eukaryota; Viridiplantae; Streptophyta; Magnoliopsida; Rosales; Rosaceae
Exons: 4
Coding region: 1-2202 (733 amino acids)
Molecular function (GO): protein dimerization activity
Source: RefSeq, a predicted model, not a curated record
AUGAAGAAGAAAAAAGAAGUCAAGUUAGUUAAGUCUUUGCCACGUAUUGAUACAUUUAUGAAAAGAAAAGAAAAAGGUGUAGGUGGAUCUUUGGUUAAUGAACAAUCAGAAGAGCACAUGGAAGAUAUUGUGGAAGAACACACUAAUGGCAAUGAAAUUGUAGAUGAUUUGGGUCAUGAUACAACUGAGAAUGAUGCAGAGCAUAAUAAUAAUGUAAAUCAUGCAGAUGAGACUUCGGUGAAUAUUUUUGAUCCUAGAGUUUGGGAUGCCUUAGAUAAAAAGCUAGUAGAUUUAUUGGUAGAAAAGGGUCCUCUUAGAGAUCUUUCCAUAGAAAGUGGCCCGCCAGACAAGUUAAAUAGACGUUUUAGUUCAAGAUUCUACACUCGAUAUUUAGGGAAUGGAGAGAAGUAUGAUAGAGAACUUAAGGAGCAUGAAAUGAGUGUUGAUCAUCUCAUUACUGCAAAUACUUGGACUGAUUUGCGUAUUAGAUUACAAAAGCAUGAAACUAUUGAUAAAGCUUAUCAAGACCAGAUUAGAAAAGAGAAAGAACAUUGGAGGAAUGUAUUGAAAAGAAUAAUUGCAAUUGUGAAAUUUCUCGCUAAAUAUAACUUAGCUUUUCGUGGAACUAAUGAGAGGCUUUAUCAAUCUAAUAAUGGUCUCUUUCUUGGCCUAGUUGAAAUGGGGGCAGAAUUUGAUGAAGUAAUUGAGGAGCAUUGUCGGCGAAUUACUAAUGCUGAAAUUCAUCAUCAUUAUCUUGGACACAACAUUCAAAAUGAGUUGUUGCAAAUGAUAGCUCUUGAGAUCAAGGCUAAAAUUAUAAAGACAAUCAAAGAUGCUGAAUAUUUCUCUGUGAUUCUUGAUUGCACACCGGAUAUUAGUCAUCAAGAGCAAAUGUCAUUGAUACUUAGAUGUGUCAAUGUUUCAAAAAGUCCAAUACAAAUUGAAGAGUUCUUUUUAGAAUUCUUAAAUGUUCAUGACACUUCUGGUCGAGGGCUAUUUGAAGAGUUAUUAGCUGUGAUACAGUCACUAGAUCUUGAUAUCAAUAAUGUGAGAGAACAAGGGUAUGAUAAUGGGUCAAACAUGAAAGGAAAACACCAAGGGGUGCAAAAAAAGUUACUAGAUAUCAAUCCUAGAGCUUUAUACACUCCUUGUGGUUGUCAUUGUUUGAACCUAACCAUUUGUGAUGUGGCAAAUUCUUGUACAAAAGCAGUUGAUUUUUUUGGAGUGUUACAACACCUUUAUACCUUAUUUGCAGGUUCUACAAAGAGAUGGCAGUUCCUAAAAGACAAUGUUAAAGGGUUCACUCUGAAAUCAUUAUCCACCACGCGUUGGGAGAGUCGUAUUGAGAGUGUGAAGCCUCUACGAUUCAAUGCUAUUGAAAUAAAAGAAGCAUUACUUCAACUGGCUGAAGCUGACAAAUAUCCCAAAAUAAAAAGUGGUGCAAAAUCAAUUGCCACUAAUGAGCUAGGUGACUUUGAGUUCUUGCUGAGCAUGGUGAUCUGGUAUGAAAUCUUGUUUGCUUUUAAUAAGGUUAGCAAAAUGCUACAAUCUGAUGACAUGCAAAUAAGUGUUGCUAUUAGUGAGGUAAAAGGUCUAAUUGCUUGGCUAGAUAGAUUUAGAGAAAAUGGCUUCAAGGAAGCAAUCAUUACCACUAAGGAAAUUGCUGAUACCUUAAAUGUUGCUCAAGUUUUUCCAGAAAAGCAUAUAAUUCAUAGUAAGAAAUUUUUUGAUGAAAGAGCCGAUGAGCCAUUACCAUCAUCUUGUGAAACUUUGAAUUCCUUAGAUAAUAUUGAUUUAAGAGCUGCUUGCAUUCAUCUUGAGGAUGUUUUGAGACAUGGAGAGAGUUCAGAUAUUGAUGGGGAAGACUUGUUCAGAGAGCUGAAACUUUUGAGGGAAAUAUUACCUAGAGUAAGUAUGACAGCUUGUGAUAUAUUGAAUUUCUUACAAGAGAGGAAUACUUUCCCGGUGAUCAGACUUGCAUAUCGAAUAUUGUUAACUAUUCCUGUUACUGUUGCUUCAGCUGAGAGAAGUUUUUCCAAGUUAAAGCUAUUAAAGUCUUAUUUGCGAUCAACUAUGUCACAAGAAAGAUUAAAUGGACUUGCUUUGAUUUCGAUUGAGAAUGAUUAUCUUGGGAAAAUCAAUUGUGAUAAACUGAUUGAUGAUUUUGCUGCUAAGAAUGCAAGGAGAUGGAUUUUCAAAUGA